Molecule: messenger RNA, 1221 nt
Organism: Danio aesculapii
Lineage: Eukaryota; Metazoa; Chordata; Actinopteri; Cypriniformes; Danionidae
Gene: cdk7
Product: cyclin-dependent kinase 7
Biological process (GO): protein phosphorylation; positive regulation of transcription by RNA polymerase II
Cellular component (GO): transcription factor TFIIK complex; cytoplasm; transcription factor TFIIH holo complex
Molecular function (GO): cyclin-dependent protein serine/threonine kinase activity; ATP binding; RNA polymerase II CTD heptapeptide repeat kinase activity
Source: RefSeq, a predicted model, not a curated record
UCACAAAGAACAAGUUUACAGUUGAUAUCAUGGCAUUAGAUGUAAAGUCCAAGAGCGAAGCGAUGAAAAAGCUGGACUUUCUGGGUGAAGGACAGUUUGCUACUGUUUAUAAGGCAAGAGACAAAACCACAAACACCAUUGUAGCAAUCAAAAAGAUAAAAGUGGGACACAGAACAGAGGCUAAAGAUGGCAUCAACAGAACAGCUCUUCGAGAGAUUAAGUUGUUGCAAGAGCUCAGUCAUCCAAACAUUAUUGGUGUAACUCCUGGAUGCUUUGGACACAAAUCUAAUAUUACUGUCUUUGAUUACAUGGAGACAGAUCUUGAGGUAAUCAUAAAGGACACCAGUCUUGUACUGACACCAGCCAAUAUAAAGGCAUACAUCCUCAUGACACUACAGGGUCUGGAAUACAUGCACAAUCACUGGAUCCUGCACAGGAUCUGAAACCCAAAUAAUUUGCUGCUAGAUGAGAAUGGAGUCUUGAAGCUUGCUGAUUUUGGCUUAGCCAAAGCCUUUGGAAGCCCAAACAGAGUGUAUACACAUCAAGUUGUCACAAGAUGGUAUCGGGCUCCAGAGCUGCUCUUUGGUGCUAGAAUGUAUGGUGUAGGUGUGGACAUGUGGGCAGUUGGAUGCAUUCUUGCUGAGCUUUUACUCAGAGUGCCAUUUUUAGCUGGAGAUUCAGACUUGGAUCAGCUGACAAAGAUUUUUGAAGCUUUAGGAACACCAACAGAUGAGAUCUGGCCUGGGAUGUCGAGUCUCCCAGACUAUGUGUCAUUUAAGCCAUUUCCUGGCACUCCACUGGAGCACAUCUUCAGUGCUGCUGGUGAUGACCUGCUGGAGCUUCUGAAGGGGUUAUUUACCUAUAACCCCUGCUCACGUGCCACAGCUACACAGGCUUUGAAAAUGAAGUAUUUCAGCAAUAGACCAGGACCAACCCCAGGCCCUCAACUACCCAGACCAAACUCCUCAACAGAAGCCCUGAAAGAGAAAGAAAACCUGCUGAUCGGAAUCAAGAGGAAACGUGACAGUAUUGAACAGGGUACCCUUAAAAAGAAGCUGGUGUUUUAAGUCAUUUCAUGCAGACUUCUCCCACUGGUGUCGCCGUGGUCCUGAAUGCGCUGUUUAAUGGAGUUACAGAAUGAAUGAACGUAUUUAUGUGUCAUUUAGUUUUUCAAUUAUUUUUUUAUGUGAUACAAGAAAUUAAAUUAUGAAAAAAAAUCUA